GUUAAUCCUAACCCUCAAACUGAUGAACAAUAAUUUCCCCAUUUCAAUAUUUUCCAGCUUUCUAACAGGUGUGUUUUGCAAUAUCUAAUGCACACAUAUAAAUUACAUUUAGAAUACUCAAUUAUAAUGCUUGUUAGAUUUGUUAGCACUAAUAUAUCGAUUUUCCAACUUCAGACAGCAAUUAACAUGCUUUGCUUGUUCAUUUUAAAGUUCCCAGACCUCACUGAAAGUCCACCUGGGAAUGCCAGAGGACAGUAUCAUCAGCAGUGUCCAGGAGCAACUGUCAAAAUCUGACCAAAUGGUGGCUGCAGGACAGCUUUCACAAAUAGAUAAAGUGGUUGGAACUAUGCUGGAGAACAUUGAGAAGAUAAGCAGCGAAUGUGGCGAGGAAUUGGUCUAUCAAGAGUCACUGCGGUCUUCCUCCUCGUUGUCAUUCUCAACUGCCAAAUCACAGAAGACAGAGUGGGAAUUUGCACUCCCAUUCCUUCUGAGUUACCCGAGAGUACUGCUCAGCCCAUUGUAAGAUGCUCAGUCAUUGACAUGAGCGAAUCUACUAAGCCAAAAACAAUGGUGUGUGAUGCCAGAACAAGCAUGUUUGCCAUAGCCGAUACCAUCAUGAAGAAGGUAUAUCCAGAGGCAGAAGGGCAGGUUACAUCUCACCCUGAUCUAACAGAUCCAAUAGCUAGACUGGAGGAGCUCAUAUCUCAGGGUAGGAUUGGUGCUCUCUCCCGUGAUCUCAGUCACCAAGUCAACCGCAUAAUUUCCGAUAGCAACUUGACCCCUCUGGGACUGACAGUGGCGGCUGGAAAGAGUGCAUCUGAUACCAUCCUUUCGAAGCUGAAGAGGAAUGACAAGGUGGGGAAGCCCACAACUUACGAGCUGGUUCAGCUGUUUGUAGAGGAGUCUGUUAAGUGCCUCCUGCUUCCUAGUUUUGUGCCCUAUUCAACUUCAAUGAGUUUGGCUCAGGGGGCCAAGGUGUUGGCUAGAGUGUCUGAAGAUAGAAUUUCAUGCUCUUCUUCUUCUUCAUCAGUAUUUAGUGACACAGUCAGUCUCUUUACCAAAGUUAUGGUAAGCCAGGUCAUGUACUCUGUGGAUUCUGAUGCAGAAAGUAGAGGAUCCUCUCCAACUGAAUCUCUCCAAACAUCUGAACCCACUAUAUCUGAUGUAGGCAAUCUAUUGAGUGGCAAGUCCUCCCCUCGGCUGUCUCCUUCUGGCACCAUUAUGGCAACAAGCGAGACCUCCAAUGCAGCACAAAUCUUGAAGGCCAACAUUGAUGGAGAGGAAGUGGAUACCACCAGUCAUUCUGGUGUAGCUCAAAACAUUGUCAGGGACGAUAUGUCAACCAGCCCAGACAUGGUCAAAGAUGUCACACUUCCAACCCCAUCCUCUGAUAACUUGGGCUAAAGUUAUGGAGGUCUUCUGUGCAUGGUCAGGCUGCUCUGAGACACAAGCCUAUCCAGAGAACUUGAGGAUUCAUAAAGUCUACAGAGUCGUCUAUAAAAAUCUGUUGGAGGAGUUUGGCUCGGAGAAAAUCCUCCAACAGGCCGUGUCGACUCAGGACUCUUCAUUUGAUAGGAUUCUUGUCAAGUCUUUGAGUGAAGCGCUUCUCCACAGAUGUAAUGAGGCAUUGAGGGCAGCCUCAAGAACAUCAGUCAAAACCACCGGGCCUAAGGCUCUUCCACUGGCUGAGGAUGUGAGGGCUAGCAGCGGGAAACUAUAUUUUCUACAAAGGCUGGUCAGGCUGACAAGCAACUUAAAGCUAUUCAAGAAGGGGAACAAGAAGGAUUCCCACCGCUCUGAAUCAGAACAAGUACAGACCACUGCUGAAGAUGGCAUGCUGCCCAGCAUAGUGCCACAUGCUGCCAUGUCUGCACUGCCAAAGGAUCUCCCCGCCAGCUCCCAACAGGAGACGCCUCACAAAUGUCCACUUCUCGUCAGGAUGUUUUCUGUCAUCUCCAAAGGCCUGUUCAAGCCCUUCAAACAGUCCUUAAAGACCAAGUAA
Messenger RNA from Oncorhynchus mykiss (rainbow trout), 2002 nucleotides. The record is from RefSeq and is a predicted model, not a curated record. Lineage: Eukaryota; Metazoa; Chordata; Actinopteri; Salmoniformes; Salmonidae.